AGGAACAAAUUUCAACCCAACACGCUUCAAUAUUCUCUUUUCACAUUCCCUCCAUUCUUUCUCAGAUCAAUUUCCGGCCGUCGUUUCGGUUCAGAAGCUUUGGGUUUCGUUUUCAUGGCGGAGCUCUGUAACAAUUUGAAUAUCGCUUCUAUGAUGAGGAUGAUGCAUGAGACAAUUAACUAAACCGGAAAGUCCAAAAGGGAACAGGAAAAGGAAAAUUCUCGAUUUGGGUUUUAAUUUUGGGACAUUCUUCUUCUUCUUGUUCCAGCCAAUGUAAAUUGCCUCAUCGAACAAUUUCCCUGUGAUUUUUUGGGGACGAAAUUCGGCUGUUCCUAGUUUUCUUGAGGAAUAUUCCGCGGUUUUUGUUUUGGGUUCUUUUUAAUUUAUUGUUCCAGUUUCUUUUUUUUUGUGUUUUUUGUCUGUGUCUUGGGUUUUAGUUUCGAGGAGUCUUCUUCUUCCUUUCGAGGGCCACUGUGAAUUCGGAUUCCUGAAAACGAUCGGUUUUUAACUUUUGUUGAGGAUCGAAUCAGAUCUAUUCUGCGUCAUUUGGGUUUUUUUUUUUAUCCUUUCAAAAGAUUUCCUAAUGGAUUAUGACGAUUUUGCUUUUCCGCCACUGGGUUCUCUUUGCAAUUUCUAGCGUUUUGAAUAGUGAACUUCCUUCUUAGAUCGGUUUAUGUUUUCAGAGUCCACUACUGAGAACGAGAAGUACAAACGUUUUUCAGAUUGUUUAUCGGGAAGAUAACCUUUCUCAAUCGCCGAUUCUUCUAAUCGGAUUCACUAAAAAAUGGUUCGGUUGGAUUUAGAUGAUUUCCGGACCAUAUUGGAUACAGCCGGUGUCGAUGUUUGGACCUUCAUCGAUACAGCUAUGGAGGUUGCUUCAUUGGAUUACGGCAAUCAAUUGAAGAAUCGGAGAGACGGAAUCGUUGAGAGGCUCUAUGCGUUGACUUCGCCUCCUACUCGAUGUCGGAAUUGCGAUACGGAUCGCUAUAACGACGGCCGUUCUAAUGGCUGUGAAAUCAAACAGAGCCCCGUUGAGGCUAAGGAAGCUUCCCCUUCGACGCCUCAGUUCGUUGUAGUCGAAGGAGACGACGAGGGAGUAGACCCGUAUGGAGGUUUGUUUGAUGAUGAACAGAAGAAGGUUUUAGAAAUAAAGGAGCAGCUUGAAAUUCCUCACCAGCCUGAAGAUGCCUUGGUUGAACUGCUUCAAAACUUGGCAGACAUGGAUAUAACAUUCCAAGCUCUUAAGGAAACUGAUAUUGGAAGGCAUGUGAACCGGUUGAGGAAGCAUUCAUCUAAUGAUGUUCGCAGAUUGGUGAAACAUCUUGUCAGAAAAUGGAAGGAGAUUGUGGAUGAAUGGGUCAGGUUGAAUCAGCCUGGGGAGCAGACAGCUACACUCAUAGCUGAUGGUGACUCACCCCAGCAAAAGGUUUCUCAAAAUGGUUAUCACCAGGUUCCUGAUUUUGCGUACUCCCCGAAUCCACACAAUGGAGGUUCUGGGUCAGAUAGAAAUAACGUAGAACCCGAACCGAAGGGAAAGUCCGUUCCAAGAAGAGAUGCUCUGCCGAAACCAGCACAACCGGCUCCAAUGUCGUCGUCAUAUACUCCUCAAAAUAGACAGAAAGAACAACAGAAGGAAGCAAAUUUUGAUUCCCAAAAGCUUGCAUCAGCUAGAAAAAGGCUUCAAGAAAAUUACAAAGAAGCUGAAAAUGCUAAAAAGCAAAGAACAAUCCAAGUAAUGGACAUUCAUGAGAUCCCAAAGCCAAAAAAUACCUUCUUCUCAAAGAACAAAGGCACCGGCGGUGGCUCUCAAGGCAGACAUUGGUGAUAUUUGGCAAUGCAGCAAAGCAACAUCUUCAAAAUUAGGUCUCCGUAUUGUCGAAACUGGAAUCGGUUUAUCAUCCUUUCUAUUUGUUACCUUUUUGAUCAUUAAAAUUUAAACUGCUCUAUCAAGCUUAAAGAGAAUCAAAAACUACUUUUCGCGUAAAUUUUCUCCUAAUAAGCAAUGCUAAUGCUCUGAUAUAUUGUUUAUUUAGAAUCCCCAAGUCUUAAUAUCUCAUUGGUGUAAUUGGAUCAACUUCAAAUAUAAAACUCAAAUAGGAGGAAGGCCUUGUUCUUA
This is a messenger RNA of Cucurbita maxima (winter squash), 2116 nucleotides long. Its product is annotated as probable mediator of RNA polymerase II transcription subunit 26c. The record is from RefSeq and is a predicted model, not a curated record. The transcript is spliced from 9 exons. Bases 785 to 1825 code for a protein of 346 amino acids. Gene Ontology annotation, cellular component: nucleus. NCBI's taxonomy places the organism in Eukaryota, Viridiplantae, Streptophyta, Magnoliopsida, Cucurbitales, Cucurbitaceae.